CAGCCGUAUGAGGAUCAAGAAAGGACCGCGCGGCGCCUGGGCGCGGGAGAAAAGGGCGCCUGGCAGCAGGCAGGGCGACCCUCCGCGCGGCUGAGGCUGCCGCCCCCCUGCCUUGGCGGCCGCCCCCCCGAGGGCAAGGGGGCGGAGCGGACCGCACGCCCAGAGCGCCGCUGCUGGUCGACCCCGUGGCCCUGGCCGACGGGCCCCGUGAGGUCUCACUGGCGCAUGGCCCUCGCCAGCCCCUGCGGCGCGGCCGCCGCGCGCGCGCCAGCGCCUCCGGCGCUGGCCGCGGGCCCCCCGCCGCGGUCGAAGGUGCAGGCCGAGGCCAGUGCCCUCGCUGGCGCGGCGUGGCACCCCAGCGGCGCCGCCGGGGCGGCGGCGCUGCUGGCGGCGGCGGCGGCCGCGCGGCCCAGGCGGGCGGGUCGAGCGGCGCAGUGCGGGCGCGGCGCGGGCGCAGGGCGCCGCCGCAGGCGGCCAGGUGUGGCCUCUGCAGCUUCCGCGCCGGCGGCUGAUUCCGCUGCAGGCGCACCGAAGGUUGUCCUGCUCGGGGACUCCGUGUUCGACAACUUCUACUGGCUGCAGACGCCGAAGCGGCAUUUGCGGGUGCAGCUGCAGGAGCUCUUGCGGAAACGGGGAAGACAGGAGGAGGUGGUGAACCUUGCGGUUGACCAGAUGACCACCUUCGAUUUCGAGGAGCGGUCCAUGAAGAAGAACCCUUGGGAUGUCUACCUGACUGCGCGCACACAGGUCGAUUUCGACGACGAGCAGGACCGCACAUACCCCGUUGCGAAGGACGGGUUCAUUCGGUCUGUGGCCAGUCUGAAACGUUUGAAGAAUGUCCAGUGGGCCUUGAUCUCAAUCGGUGGGAACGACGUUCUGCUGAACCCGUUCGUGCAGUCGACACUGACGACCUCGCUGCUUCCUGGACAGGGAGGGAACAGGGAGAAGGUAGCGAACGAGUUUUCCGCGCGGCUCCGCGGCCUGGUGCAGUCCGUCAGGAUGGCUCAGCCCGACGCCUCCAUCGCGCUCGUGGUGCCGUACCGACCACACCUGGAGCACUCGCUGGUCUUCGGAGCGCCUGUGAAUGCCGAUGGCGAGAAGGUCAGCGGCGACGUCGUCGGGGAUAUCGCCAGGGGCCUGGAAAGGCAGUACCUGAGCACGCUGGUGACCCCGAUGGCGAGAGAGAUCCUGGCGGUGGGCCGCGAGUUCGGCUGUCCCGUCGUGGAUUUGUCCAAGACAUUCGACCCUACGGAAGAGCAGCACUACGGCACCGGCAAGAUUGGCAAUGUGAACGAGCUGGGCGUGGCGUGGAGCGGCGCGGAGCCCAGCGACGUCGGCAGCGCCUUCAUAUCCGAGCUCCUGGCCCGCGUGGUACAGGAUGGGCCACCAGUGGAGCCGACCAUCUACUCUGGAAGGCCAGAGCGGAAGAGCAAUGGCUGGUCGCUGAUGGUCAAGUCCCAGCCAAACGACCCGAUGGAAUUGGACACCUACCAGUUCGGGCCCGUCCAGGGCCAGGCGGGCGCCCCCUCACAGAGCGACGCAACGUCGCUCUGGUUCUCCAUCGGCGUCGCGAUCGCGGUGCUGGUGAACGGGGCCAGCCUGCUGGACGCGCUGGUCUUCAGCAGGGAUGAGUUCGAGGCGGAGCUGUCGAGCAACAAAGUCCAGGUGCAGAAUCUCCAGACGGUGCCGCGCCAGGACGCCGAUGCCCAGGGCGCUCCCCAGUAG
Molecule: messenger RNA, 1725 nt
Organism: Prorocentrum cordatum
Lineage: Eukaryota; Dinophyceae; Prorocentrales; Prorocentraceae
Source: the annotation of a GenBank genome assembly